Messenger RNA from Patiria miniata (bat star), 7668 nucleotides. Its product is annotated as potassium channel subfamily T member 1-like. The record is from RefSeq and is a predicted model, not a curated record. Gene Ontology annotation, cellular component: membrane. The coding region runs from base 228 to 3575 and encodes 1115 amino acids. Gene Ontology annotation, molecular function: intracellular sodium-activated potassium channel activity. NCBI's taxonomy places the organism in Eukaryota, Metazoa, Echinodermata, Asteroidea, Valvatida, Asterinidae. The transcript is spliced from 28 exons. Gene Ontology annotation, biological process: potassium ion transport.
GGGUUCGAGUUGAAUUCUUUGUGAAUGAGCAGUCUUUCAAAGAGCGCCUACAGCAGUACUUCAUCAAAAACAAGAGAUCAAGUGUUCGUAUUCGUCUCUUCAACCUCAUCAUCAAGCUGGUGUCAUGCAUUCUGUACGUCAUUCGUAUCCUGCUGGACUCAUCGCCAAAACAGGCAGGGCCUUAUGGCUAUUCUGCAGAGGCCAACCAAUUGGCCGAUGCUACGGAGAUGCCUUCAACACCAUACCCGUCCAUGUGCUGCAAGCCAGAGGAUGAUUACAUGAAGGAAGUGAAUUGGGCGGCCAUUUUGUAUGUGAACCGUAACCCUGUGCUAUGGGCCAUUCAGCUAACCAUCGCUAUCAUAUCCCUGGUCCAAGCACUGCUCCUGCUUUUUCUGCAGUACAAGGGCAACCUUUUGCAGCAGAUUUGCACAAUCUACUUUUUCCUGGAGCUGCUGAAUACGGUGCCGUUUGUACUCACGAUUUUUUGGGAGCCCCUUCGGAAUCUCUUCAUUCCCGUCUUUCUCAACUGCUGGCUCGCCAAGAACCUGCUACAAAAUUUGUUUAAUGAUCUUCAUCGGGUAAUGCAAAAGCCCCACUCUGCCUUAUCGCAACAGUUGAUGAUUCUUCUCUGCACUGUCCUGUGCCUCAUAUUCACAAGCUGGAUGGGAAUCCACCAUUUGGAGAGAGGGGACAAUCAUGGCAUGCCGCUGUUCCACGCGCUGUACUUCACCAUCGUCACGUUCUCAACGGUGGGGUACGGGGACAUCCAUGUAGACAUCUGGCCCUCACAGCUCUUCAUCUUGUUCAUGAUUGCGGCCGCCCUGGUUGUCUUGCCCAUACAGUUGGAGAGGCUAGCUUACCUGCUGAUAGAGCGACAGAAACAGGGAGGCACCUACAGCCAGCACCGGGCCGAGUCAGGCAAACACGUCGUGGUCUGUGCCACAGUGUUACAGUACGAUUUGAUCACAGACUUCUUGAACGAGUUCUACGCGCACAAUCUGCUGCAUGGCCACUUUGUCGUCUUGGUGUCGCCGUGUGAGCUGGAUAAUGCCCUGCGUGCAUUACUGCAGGUGCCGCUGUGGGCUAAUAGGGUCAUCUACAUCCAGGGGUCUGUCUUGAAGGAUCAGGACCUCAUCCGAUGCAGGAUCAACAUUGCCCAGGCUUGCUUUAUUCUCUCCCCUCGCAAUGUCAUGGAUAGGUCUGAGGCCGAUCAGCAGACCAUCCUGAGGACAUGGUCUGUCAAGGACUUUGCCCCCAAUGUUGCCCUCUACGUCCAGAUUCUUAAGCCGGAAAAUAAGUUCCAUGUGCAGUUUGCAGAUCAUGUGGUAUGCGAGGAUGAGUUCAAGUAUGCGUUGUUGGCCAACAACUGCCUGUGUCCAGGGACCUCGACGUUUGUAACCUUACUCAUACACACGUCCAGGGGACAGGAGGGCAGUGAUUCCCACUCUCAGUGGCAGCGUACCUACGGCCGUUGUUCCGGCAACGAAGUCUAUCACAUCAAACUGGGCGACAGCAGGUUCUUUGUAGAGUAUGAAGGAAAGAGCUUCACCUACGCGUCUUUUCACGCUCACAAAAAAUAUGGCGUCUCUCUGAUUGGCAUCCAAAAACUGGACGAGAACGCCAACAUUCAGCUGAACCCUGGGCCCCGCCACAUCAUGCGGGCCACCGACACCUGCUUCUACUUAAACAUCACCAAAGAAGAAAACUCUGCAUUCAUCCUCCGUCACCCACGGGAAGAACGCGAGAAAGAGAAACCAGACACCAGCAAAAGCUCCAACUACGUGCCGCCGGACAAUGGUGGGCUGACGCGGGUGGAGAGCGCCAUUGCUAGCGUGGGCACGUUGGCGUUGGAGCUGCAUCACAUGGGCGGGAAGGUCAGCUCACCGACGCACUCGGCAGCCGCAAGUCCCGUCGAUUCGCGGGACAGCUACAUGACCCCAGAGGGCAGAGAAUCCGCAGGCGGCCGCGGCUCCUUAGAGAUGGCCACCACCUCAGGCAUGGACCGCAACCACCUCAUGCCCCCAGCCGGCGAAGAGGGAGGAGGGGGAGGCGGAAUCAGCAUCACGAUCGGUGGAGGCAGCAGCACCGAUGACACCAAUGGGUUUCUGGUGCCCACCGGUGCCCAGCGUGGCAGACGACCGUCCAUCAUGCCCGUCCUGGAGACUAUGUCCUCAGAUCCCGAAGACGAGCAGCCGCGAGAUAUGAAGCCACUUCACGCCCAGAAGCAGGUGGAUGUAGUAGACACGGAAGACGUACAGCUCUGGGAUGAGGAGGACCCUGACCAACUACUAGCCAGCAUGAGUGGAGUUAGAAUGUGGACCAAAGGGGAGCCUCCUUCCCUGCCCUACAUCGGCUACACCCCAGCCCUGUGCCACCUGCUGGCCAAACCAAAGAAAAUAUGCUGCCUGGAGCUGGACAAGCCCUGUGAGCACUGCAGUUACAGGCAUGCCGCUGAGUACAACUGGCCCAACAACAACAUCAUCAUUGCUGCUGAGUACGCCGCGUUGGCCAUGAUCAACUUUGUGGUACCCCUGAGAGCUCACUGGAGACCCAAGCAUACCCUCAAGCCAAUUGUUAUUCUACUGGAAAAGAGACCAGACACAACUUUCUUGGACUGCAUCCUGUCCUUCCCAAUGGUGUACUACAUGAUAGGCACCAUCGAAAAUUAUGAUGAUGUCUUAAGGGCAGGCAUCCUUCAGGCUGAUACAGUCGUCGUUGUAGACAAGGAAAGUUCCAAGUUAGCUGAUGAGGACUAUAUGGCCGAUGCUAACCAAAUUGUCGCUGUGCAGACGCUCUUCAAGUUGUUUCCCCACGUAAGCAUCAUCACGGAGCUGACCCAUCCAUCCAACAUGCGCUUCAUGCAGUUCAGGGCCAAGGAUGUCUACGCACUCAAAAUGGCCGACAAACAAAAGAAAGAGAGGCAGAAGGGGUCCAAUAUUGCCUACAUGUUCAGGUUACCCUUCUCAGCUGGCAAUGUCUUCAGUGCAAGUAUGCUGGACACGCUGCUCUACCAGUCGUAUGUCAAGAACUACAUGAUCUCCUUCACACGGCUCCUCUUGGGCAUCGAUCAGGCGCCCGGUUCUGGCUACCUCUGUGAACUCCGGAUUACAGCAGAGGACAUGUGGAUCCGGACCUUCGGGCGACUCUAUCAGAAGCUGUGCUCAACGACUCAUGAGAUUCCCAUUGGAGUCUACAGGACUCACAGCCAGUCAGAUAACAAAUCGGAGCUAUCGGUAACCAUUGAAGAUGAUGACAACUCCUCCUUGGGCCAGUCAGAGGAGAGGAAAGAGAUUGCCAGCAUCAUCAGGAUGAAGAUGAAGAAGCUUGAUCUACCCGCUGAAGAAUACGAUAGCGAAGUGAGUGACAAGAGGAACAAGUUAUCCUACGUGUUGAUCAACCCAAGCUUUGAAUUGAAGCUGGAAAUGGAUGACAUCAUUUUCAUCAUCAAGCCAGCAGGAGGCCCCAAGACGCCGUCUCCAAUGCCACCCCGCCGGAAAUUCAGCAGCCGACGCAAGCCAAAGAAGUCCGAGCCAAGAGCGGAGCCACAAGGAAGCAACGUGGACACUAAGCUAUAGCACCCAGAGCUGAGAAACGGAAGAGAAUACAAUGCAGAACAGAUACCAACAGUUGAUGUGUUUCGCUCAUCGUGAUCAUCAACUUCAGGAUGAAUUCAUUUCUUGAAGAGUGGAAAAAAAGAUGAAAUGGAUGGGAAGGUGUUUGAAGUGAUAAAAAGUGCUUCACUUUGUUGGCAAGUUUGAAUGUGAUGUCUGGGGUUGUUGCCAUCUUAGGUGUGUGGCAGUGGCGUUACUUUACGAGGUUGAAGGAUCUGAUUCUGUCUCAUGGAAGUGAAGACAGGGGUUGAUCAGUGGAGAAGUAGGCUGCUCUUUGCAAGACCUGCGAUAGUGGAAAGAAUCGUGCAUUCUUCCAAUAGCUUAAUAGCAGUCACCUCGUUGCAGGACAAGUUAUGAGUGUGACAUGGGCGUGAGAUGAAACUGUAUUUUGCCAGACUUGAUCAGAUGGAAGUGUGUCUAGAUGGGAAUUUAAAUGAUUGAAGAAGGUCACACAAGACUGUUUGUGGUUUAAAAAAAAAAACAGUCCAUGCAUGACAUUUGUAUGCAAGAACUAUGGAUCACCCAUCACAGUCUAGAGACGUAGAAGAUCAUGGUAGUGGGCCCUCUGUUGGCAAGAUGUAGACAGUUGCCAGCAAGGCCACUUGCACGUAAGAAGCAGUCAUACCUGAUGUAAGUAAAGCUCUAAACGAAAGUUGUGACUUGCUCAGGAUAUUUUUUGACAGCUGUCUGUGAUUACAAUCAUACGGAGAAUAAUGAAAACAUGGUAGGUAAAUUUGGUAUGAGCUGCAGUAGAAUUUGGCCAUCACCUAACUUGUACAGAUCAUUUCAGAAUUAUGAAGUGGGACAAGAAAGUCACUGAAGUGUCUCAGUGAACUUAUUUAUUUACGUAUGGGCUGAAAAAAAGUGAAGACUUUUCAGUAUUAGAUCGCGGUAAUUUGUACAUUGCCUGGAUUUGUUUUUUAAUUGAUUAGUUUUUGGGCUGGCCCCUGAGAGAUUGUAGAUCAUGCUCGAGAAUUAGUCGGAGCAUAAAACAAAAUAUUGUAAAUCACCUUAAAAAAGUUGUACAUUAUCCCAAAUUUCUGUCACUGAAAAUGACACUUUUCUAAGCCUUGUCUGGUUUUAAGAAAGUGGUGUAGACUCGGAAGUUUGGAGGUUUCUGGAUGGAAGCAUUUAAUGCAUCUACGCACUUGUUUUCAUAGGCACUUGGACAAUAUGUUGAAACGUUUUCUGUAAGAAAACUCUCGUCCAACACAUUUUUGUUGGAUCACCUUGCUUUUUUAAACUCUAUUUUUAAGUUAUUUGUAAAUAGUUUAUGGACUCAUACAAAAUGGACAAACUUAAAAAAAAAUUCUGAAAAAAAGUGCCCAAAGUGAAAAUCUUUUGGGUUUUUUUUUAAAGCGAAUGGCAGCUGUUAUUUUGUAUUAUUUUUAUUAAGUCAUUAGUCAUUAACUAAGUUUUCAUUUUAACCAUUUUACGUUCAAUUAUUAACUGGACGCUACAGAUUGACAUAGCGAUUCAUCAUCUUUGUUUUUAUUGAGUAAAAAAACCCAAAAUUAUUUCAUGAACGGUUGUUCAAAAGAAGGACGAUUUGUGCAAAGGAUUCAACAAGAUUGACAAUUAUUGUUCUUAAUCUUUGGGGGAAAAAUAGGUGAAAAAUAAGUGAUGUAUCAUCCCAUUUGGUCAACCUUUUCAUAAGCCCAAUGAUGUUGAUGAGAUAUCUUUGUGUUCAGAUAUUAUUACACUUAGCGUUCAACUCAAUAAUCCUCUUUUUGAUUGUUUUGUUGAUUACCAUAACUUAUUUUCUUUUAAAGUGCAAUAGCAGAGGAUUUAUUUUCUUUUUGUGCAAUAUGUUGUAUACGUUCUAUCAAAUAUUUUUCAGUUAUAUUUCCCACAUAGGUUACAAUGCAGGGUUCUGUUUUUUUACAAGUCCCUCCAAAAGUACUUGUCGGCCAAUGUCAAAGUGUAAAAAUCGGACAAAUCUGUUCAGAUUUGUUAAAUCUUUGCAUGUUCUCAUAAUUGAAAGGGAACAAACUUUGCCCUGAGCCGCUGCUUGCCACAUAUUAAUGUUUCAAUAAUGUGCAACAGGAGUAACUGAUGAAUAGUGUUGUAUAAAUGUUAAUGUAUUCCCAAAGGUAUAUUGUGAAAUCGGGGUAGUGGAGAGAAUUGAAGUUUUGAAAGCAAUGAAUAGGAAUUGCGUUCCCCCCCCCCCCCCAUUUUAGAAAUCGUUACCUCCCCUCAGUUCUAAAUCCACUCCAUGAUUCAUUGAACAAAAUUACACACACAUCAUAGCUACCAGUCUCUCCAUAUCAGUUGCAGUACCUGCUGCUUUACCAGGUCAAACUGGCCAGCUGACCACGACCAGGUCAAACUGGCCAGCUGACCACGACAAGCCCGUUCAUCGAGUACUGUACUAAGACUUCUGCACUAGUAAGCAGCAGGUCAUGGGUUCCAGUCCCACCCAAGUAAACUUCUUCUUUUUUUCUCGUAAGCCCUCAGACAGCAACAAAUAAACAAUGUUGACUGUCAGAUGUUGUUCAUUGCACAUUUCUUGUUCCUGAUAGCAUAGUUCAUUCUGAGUUGUCCCAAACGAUCAAAGUCAGUGAAAAACUAUUUAUUUUUUUUUCAUCCUAAAAUUAUUUGAAUACAGUACUGCAGUGAAUAUCCUAAUCCCCACAAAUUGUAUUUUUAAUAUAAAAUAUCCUUUGUAAUAAGUUGGACGUAAAACAACGAAUGAAAUAAAGAAAUGUGUAACAAGUGCUUUACAUCAUUGGUUCAAGUUGAAUUUUUACAAGAAUAUUUCACACAAUGGGCCCAGUGGUCGUCUUUCAAUUCUUAUUAAAUUUAAUUUUGUAAAGUGGCCAACAUUUCAGAAUUUUAUACAAUUAUAUCCGCUUUCUCGUCAGUGUUAUCAAAGACCUUGUAUUAUUAUGUAAAUAGAAAAUGCCCUUAACUUCUUCACAAUUUACAGUAUUCUUAUUUUCAUUGGCUUUUUCAUUUUGUGCAAUUAAUUUCCUGGGUUUUACUUUUUCACGUCUGAUGACUGAUACGCUGUAAACUUUUUUGCUGAUGUUAAAAUGCGUUAUUAUAACUAAUCCAAAUUAUGUAAGCAGCAUACUUGCUGCUUACAAUUAAAUUGUUUCACCUACAUUCAUAGUUUACAUAAUCAGAAAAAUGCAUGGGUUAUGUAAUUGCUUUGCUGUAGAUUACACUUCGCAUAAUUAAAACUUAAUUCUGCAUUUUGAUUAUUUAAUUUAAUGCCUUUUUAAUUUUAAAAAAUAGUUGUUUUGUUUAGUCCAAUGUAAAAUAAGAGUAUAUUUAAUUAUUUUGAUAUUCAUUUUAUGAACACUAUUGUGUAAAAUAUAUCAAACUGGCUGGAUGAAUGAAAGAGCAUUUUUUAUGCUAUUGGGCCAAAAACCUUUUUUGCAAAUGUUGUAAAUAAGAAGUACAACUACCUACUGUUAACCUGUACAUAAAUGACAACAACGUGUUGCAUUGUGAAUUGGACAUUUCUAAAGUGAACGAUAUUGAUGACACUGUUUGCAUGGUUCGUGACAUUUUGGACAUCCGGGUGCUAUUGUCAAAGGUGGACAAAAAACUAUGGACCAUGACGUGACUGAUCGGACAUGCAGUUAAUGCUUGUAUUAUCUGUACUUGUAUAUAGCACUAUAUGCAGACUUCAAAAUGCACUGCAUUAAUUAUUCAAUCUACUUCGAAUCUACGUGGACUAAGAAUAAAAAGUAUGCAUGGACAUGAAAAGACGGACAAAACUUGAAUGUUACUGGGGUUGCCACUCAACUAAGUGCAACAUCAUGAACCAAAAACAAAAUGUGUCUCUCUUUGUUUGGGACAAAAUGUUUGAAAUUAGCACGCUAGUGCCCAGUUAUUGGAAUGUCCGCAAUGUAACGAUGUGUAAAUAUAAGAACUUGUCCAGUUUUAUGCACAACACCAUGUUCUCACAAAUUGUGUAUCAUAUGAGAUCAAAAGAUUGCAAUGCAUUUCAGCUUGUUACUGUAUCUGAUGGUGGGAAAGUUUGCCUAUUCUUGCAAAUGACUCUUCAGUCAUUUAAUCUGACACAUUAAAAAAAAAAAAAAAAAAA